CUUGCCUCUUCGCACGCACCAUGUCGCUCUCGCAGUCGUGGACGCUUGACAACUCGAACAACGAAGUCACGGGCGACCUCCACCAAGUCCACCUAGGCUUCCCCGGACCCAUCUUUAUCGCUCCUGGUGAAUCUGCUGACGAAUUCACGUUGCGUGUGACUACCGACACGCAAGCCGUCCUCGACAACGUCGAGUUGCUAACAGAAUUGGGAUCGCCGCUCCUUCAAGUGUCAACGGGGGCCUUCGACACGACCAAGUAUCCCGACGCAACGUUUCUCGCCGAAUUGACUGUACCGUCGCAUCGACUGCAAGGUAUCGAGUGCGCAGGUGAAGGAGCGUGUGUCAUUGCGGCCGGGACCCACACAAUCGAAGGCGACUUGUCGCUCAAAGUGUCUGGGUCGGGGUCCCUCUUCGUGUCCACCGACGAUAUUUCCGCUCGUUUCAUCACGGUUGAAAACAUCGGGGCGGGCAACGUCCAGUGGACCGGGAAGCGCAUAGCGGCACAGUCGCUCCGAGUGUCCAACACUGGGACGGGUGCGGUCCUGAUCUCUUCGCCCGUCGAAAUUGUGCCCCAAGUUGUCGAUGUGCAAGUGGAUGGAAAGGGAAGCGUGCUUUUUAGCGGCAAGCCGUUCAAUGUCCCCAUCGUCACGUCUAGCGUAACCGGCACGGGCAACAUUACGUUUUUGCCCACAGGGGUGUGCGGCACACACAACAUUUCAAUCGCCAGCAAGGGUGGCGUGUACGCUGGCUCUUUGAAGGCCCAGAACACGUCCGUAACCAUCACGGGCUCUGGACGUGCCGUCAUCAAGUCGGUCAACGCGCUGUACACAAACGGCGCUGGGGACGUCACGUACGUCAGCCCUAAGCCCUUGAUUGUCGAGUCGGAGCGAUCCUUGUUCAAUCGUGGUCCAGUUCUCACGACGGACAACUUUUACAAGGCGUUCGCUUCCCUGCAAGUACCCGUCCACGAACCGAGCAAAGUCGGUGCGGCUUUGGCCACUGAAGUGCCCACGACGGGUGUUCCAGAAGUGACCGUUCCGAUCCCUUCGUUUGAAACAAGCGAACCCAUGACCGAUAGUCCCAAGGUGUCGCAAGGUGCGGGCUUGGUGCCGUCGCCGACCGAUGCUGCUCCGAACGACUUCCACGGCCUCUUGUGGUUUGUUGGCGGUCUUGGACUGGCUAUCAUUGUCGUUGUCGUGCUCCUGCGCCGUCAUAUCGCCAACAAGAACAAGGGAUACACCCCAGUCAAGUAAUGCUGUCGCGCGUCGGGGCCACACGACCUCCACCGUUAAACGCUAAUGCACACGCAGCCUUGUCGUUGAGCCUCCAGGACAUGGAUAGCACUCGGCCCGCGUAGUUGACAUCGUUGUGAGUCU
This is a messenger RNA of Aphanomyces invadans, 1376 nucleotides long. RefSeq lists its product as hypothetical. The transcript has a single exon. The record is from RefSeq and is a predicted model, not a curated record. The coding region runs from base 21 to 1253 and encodes 410 amino acids. Lineage: Eukaryota; Oomycota; Saprolegniomycetes; Saprolegniales; Verrucalvaceae.